Molecule: messenger RNA, 1218 nt
Organism: Linum trigynum
Lineage: Eukaryota; Viridiplantae; Streptophyta; Magnoliopsida; Malpighiales; Linaceae
Source: the annotation of a GenBank genome assembly
AUGGCGGCCGCGGUAGCACUUCUGUGGCUAUUCCUGAUCCAACAAGGAUUAAUGUUCAAGUACUGUAUGGUUUCCGCCUGCAGCGGCUCGAUCGUGAGAACGCAAGGAACCCAUUUUGCGAGAAACGGGAGGCCCGUGUACCUUAACGGCUUCAACGCCUACUGGAUGCUGAUGGCGGCGGCGGACGCGUCCACCGCCAAAAACGUCACCGGAGCUUUCCAGCAGGCUUCUAGCGUCGGGAUGAACGUCGCCAGGACGUGGGCUUUUAACGACGGAGCCGGCAGCUAUAAGCCUCUCCAAAUUUCACCGGGCGUCUAUGACGAGAGCGUGUUCAGAGGAUUAGAUUUUGUGAUAUCGGAGGCUGGCCGAUACGGGAUUUACGUCAUACUGGGGCUGGUUAAUAACUACAAGGAGCUAGGGGGUUGGCCGCAGUACGUAGAGUGGGCAAAGGAGCGCGGCCAAAAUGUUUCUGAGGACGACGAUUUCUACACCAAUGCCGUCGUCAAAGGAUACUACAAGAACCAUGUCCAGGUUGUGGUGAGGAGAGUGAACACAAUAACCGGGGUGGCAUACAAAGAUGACCCCACCAUUUUUGCAUGGGAGCUCAUGAACGAACCUCGUUCAAAUGACUACUCCGGUGCUCUUCUUCAGAACUGGGUGAGUGAAAUGGCGGCUUAUCUUAAAUCCAUCGAUGGCUGCCACAUGCUGGAAGUAGGAUUGGAAGGCUUCUACGGAGAAUCCAAAAAGGAUCUGAAUCCUAAUGGCCUCCUCUUCGGGACCGAUUUCCUGACCAACAAUCAAGUUCCACAGAUAGAUUUUGCCACCACUCAUCUCUAUGCUGAUCAAUGGUUGCACAACUCAACACAGGAGGAAAUCGAAGCUUACGUAGACAAGUUCCUGGGCUCCCACAUCCUGGACUCCAACACGCUGCUAAGGAAGCCAUUGGUGAUGGCAGAGUUUGGCAAGUCCUCAAAGCUUCCAGGCUACAGCUUGGCCUCGAGGGAUGGCUACUUCAAAAAGAUUUACGAUUCCAUUUACACUAGUUCCCAAAAUGGAGGUCCAUUUUGUGGUGGGAUAUUUUGGCAGCUUAUGGAGCCUGGAAUGGAUAACUGGGGAGAUGGGUAUCAACUAGUCCUUCAAUACACCCCUUCAACCGCUGCUCUCAUUUCUCUGCAAUCUCACAGGCUGUCUACUCUCUCUGCAACCCAAAAGGAAUAA